AUGGAGACCCGCACGGAAACAUACACACGCCACCAACUACCCUCGGCACGGCAAGGCCGAAUGAAGAUUGACUCGUUGCUGAACCCUUCUGCUGAUGGCGGGCCGGAUGAACACAGCAGCACGACAGGGUCGCCAUACAGCCAGCACGCGACGAUGUCAUCCUCGUCACACAACAACGGCUACGCACAUUCACCGGGCUACCCACCAUCCCCAAACCAGUAUUGGUACUCCUCCAGAUAUCAAGGCUACCACGACACCAGCCCGGGCGCAGCAUCCACCGCCACGACGCACACCAGCAGUGGCAGCGGCAGCGGCAGUGGAAGUGGCAGUAACUCGCACCAUCAUCAUCACCAUCACCAGAGUCAACAACAUUCCUCAUCAAAUGGCCAGCACCACCAUCACCACAUGUUCCUGUCCUACCGACCCACGAACGGGUCUACCCGCUCAUCACCAGACCCGUACCACCCACGCGAGCGAUACGACUCCGUCUCAUCCAGCUCCAGCAACAACGGCGACCGGCGGCGGCCACCACGUCCCAAGUACGAAGAAGAAGAAAUGUACUUCAUCUGGUACCACCGGGUCGACCUGUGUCAGGAGUGGAAGGAAGUCCGCGAGAGUUUCAACCGCCAGUUCCCCAGUCGCCAGCGGCGUGGGUUCCAGGGUAUCCAGUGCAAAUUCUAUCGAUUCAUCAAGGAGAAGAAGUGUCCGACGCUACGGGAGCAACGGCGUAUGCGGGAUGGCGAGUUUCUUCGAGAGGGGGCUUCGAUGGGGGCGGAUUCGGGCGCUCCGAGGUUUGGUGUGAGGGAAUGGGCGAAUGUGUGGUAUCCGUGGAUGCGUGAGGGUGAGGAGAUUAGCCCGAGGCAGUCGCGCAUGUCGACGUGA
Molecule: messenger RNA, 882 nt
Organism: Penicillium subrubescens
Lineage: Eukaryota; Fungi; Ascomycota; Eurotiomycetes; Eurotiales; Aspergillaceae
Exons: 1
Coding region: 1-882 (293 amino acids)
Source: RefSeq, a predicted model, not a curated record